This is a messenger RNA of Paramecium pentaurelia, 2224 nucleotides long. The record is from the annotation of a GenBank genome assembly. Lineage: Eukaryota; Ciliophora; Oligohymenophorea; Peniculida; Parameciidae.
AUGAACAAAUUUGAAGAUGAACUAAAAUAUGCAUAAAAGGCAACUAGCAACGAAUUUCUAUCUUGGUUAUAGAAUGUAAGUUACGAACUUAUAAAAUAAAAAGAAUAUUCAUAUGGUUAAGAAUUUUUUAGAUCAUAACAAAAUUUAUAUGAACUUAUAUUCAAAUAAAAUGGUAUUUUGAAUAAUUGCUUUCGUACUACUCAAUAAAGAUUUUCAUCAAUUGAAGAUACACUUUUAAUUAUAAAAUUAUUGCAUAUACUUUCCCCAGAAGAAAUGUCAUUUUAUUAAGCUUUACCUUCUGAAUAUCCUUAUCACUCUGUUUAAUUAGAUGUAUUACCUGCACACAUAUAAUUAUAUUUUAAAGACCCAUCAAUUGCUCAAAUGAAUUAAUAAUUUUAAGCAUUUUAAGAAAUAUUUUAAGAGAAUAUUUUAAUUGAAAAAAAUUAACUAAAAUUUUGUGUAAGUUCAAAAAUGAUGUUUUGGAUUUAUUUAUUAAAUGGUGCAAUUAAUUUUAAGGAUAGUGCCUUAUAUGCAACAGAUAAUAGUCAACAAUUAUUAGAUUGUGCUUUCAAUAAAUGCAAAAGGAAAAUGAAUACAAAAGAUCCUUUAUUAAAAUAACUUACUUUUAAUCCAUAUCUAGUCUUAGUUAGAAGAAUUUUAGAAUACAUGUAUACAAAAAUAAAAGAAAAUAAUUAAAUGUUAAGUAAUACAAACAAACAAUUAACAAUCUUCACUUUUCAAUAAAUGAUUAUACUAUUAUAAGAAUAUUCAUUAUAUGAACAUUUAUAUGUUACUAAAUUAUUUGAAUUAAAUUUAACAAUAGAAUAAUAGAAAUUAUUGUAUAAAAUUAAACCAAGUAGUAUAAUCUUGGAUACUUAAAUGAUGUUAAUUUAUUUAACAAUAUUUUUUAAUUCUUUAUACGGAACUGACUUAGAAACAAUGUAUUAAUAGUUUAAGCCAUUUUUGAAAAAUUCUGAUAUUUUCAAUAAAAAUAAUUAAUUCAUCUAUUAAAACAGAAGUUUUUUUUUUGAAUGUGGAAGAUAAAAGUAAACAAUAACAUAUUAACAAGGUUUAUAUAAGUUUUUUUAAUAAUCUUUUGAGGUUUAUCCUAAUGAAAGGUAAUGCAAUCAAAUUACAAUAUAUUCACAUUUAGCAGCAUAUGUUUUAUUUUUAAGAUGGCAAUUUGUUAAAUAUGAAUCAAACAUUUAUAAUUAAGUUUUAAUUUUUGAUUAAGCUUGUUCAUCUUGUGUUGUAUCAUCUAAUUAAAUUAUGAGUCAAAUUUAAAAAAAGAAGGAUAUUACUUAUAAAACUAACAAUCUUUUGACUAAAUUUAUAAUAAAUGAAUUACAUCCUAUUUAUUAAAUCUUUUAAAAUAAAUUUGGAGAAUGUCCUUAAGCAAUUUUAUUUAAAAACUUCAAACCACAUAUGAUUGAAUAAAGAUUUAGUUAGUUUGAAUAUCAAAUCGACAAUCAGAUUAGAGAAUUAGAUCCUUAAAGAAAUUAUAUGAAAAAUUCAAUAAGACUCUAUUAUCCUUUUUACACAAAAUUGCUAAUUACUAUUUUUUAAUGUUUAAAUAAUUUAAAUUAUGUUAAUGAUACAGAAUAUUAAGGAUUAAUUCAUUUUUUAACGUUUUUAUAUUCUAAUGAUUAAAAUUCAUUCUUUUGUGAUUCAUUAAAAUUUCUUAACUAAAAACCUUAUCAAAUACCAUCCUAUUCAGAAGUUAAGAAUUUUUGUGAUAUUUAUGUUAAAAACAAUAAUGAAGAAGAAUUCUUAAUAAAAUAAAAUGAAAAUAUUCAAAGCUAUGUUCUUUAGAUAAUUUAAUUAUUAGUGUCUUAUUAAUAAAGAAAAAAUAUUAAAAAUGAUAGAAUAGUAGAAUAUUUGGGUUAAGAGUUUCAUGUUUAAACAGCAAAAAUUAAUGUAAUUCCAAUGAAAAAUAUGAGUCCAUAAAAAAGCCUUGGCAGAUUAUCAAGAUCAAAAAUGUAAGCAUAUAACUUAAUUUAUUAGUGUGAUUAAUGAAUGGAAGGCUCCCUUAAGAGAUUUCGAAAUUUAUGUUUUUUUUAUUAUUAUGUGGUAUUUGAGUUUAGGAUUAGAUAAAUUAAAGGGAUUACCCUAAAAUGAAUUUCCAUAAACAUAAUGGCCAAGGAAGUUUGCUUCCCCAAUAAAUUUAUUUAUAGUUUCCAUAAUUCUUUAUGGUUUCUUAACAAUUAUUUUCAUGUUUAUUUGA